AUGCAGAACAUCCCAAUUAGGAUUGCUGUGUUAAUUCAUUUACUCUGCAUGCCCAGCAAGGGUGGAACAAAGAAAGGAGUUAAAUGUGGCGGUAUUCUUUCUGCACCUAACGGCAAUGUCACCAGUCCCAACUUCCCCGGGAUGUACCCCUUUGAUACAGAGUGCUCAUGGCUCAUUGUGGUGUCCGAGGGGUCAUCAGUGCUGCUCACAUUUCAGCAUUUCGACUUGGAGUAUCAUGAUAGCUGUGAAUAUGAUUACAUAAAGAUUUACAACGGCGUCUCCGAGGACGAAGGCAAUCUCCUGGGCAAGUUCUGUGGCAAGAACACUCCUCCUCCGUUCACCUCCUCCUGGCACGUCAUGGCCAUCGUCUUCCACUCCGACAGGCAUGUGGCUAGCAAGGGAUUUGCAGUCACUUACAGAAAAGAUGUGUGCGGUGGGGUUUUAACUGGUCUGUCCGGGAUUAUAUCCAGCCCUGACUACCCUGAUAAUUACCCCAACAAUGCAGAGUGCUACUGGACAGUCCAAGUCUCCGAUCACACCGUGGUCAGCCUGGUUUUCCUUGACUUUCAGCUAGAGAACAACGAGGAGUGUAACUUUGACUACGUGGCUACAUUCGACGGGUCUGCUAUGACAGACAAACACCUGGGCAAUUACUGUGGUGGUAACAGACCUCCAGAUAUCAUUUCCAGCACCAACCAGUUGCUGGUAGUGUUUAAAUCGGACUUCAACAUUGGAGGCAGGGGCUUUAAAGCUUAUUAUUUUUCAGGUGAAUGUCAACAGGUGUUUACAGCCCUUACAGGUAAUUUUACGAGCCCCCAGUAUCCUAACGUCUACCCCAACAAUAUGAACUGCCACUGGACAAUCAGCUUAGCCACAGGAUACAGGAUCAAGCUGUUUUUCUCUGACAUGGCUUUGGAGGACAGGAACAGCCUGACCGACGCCUGUGACUAUGAUUCUGUGGCUGUUUAUGAUGGGAGCAGUGACUCGGAUCCCUUGCUGGGGAGGUGGUGUGGGGGUGAGCUGUCUCCCCCUCUUCUCUCCAGAGCCAACAAGCUCCUCAUCGUCCUGAGCACCGACCGUGACUCUGCAAACAAGGGCUUCUCUGUCACCUACACGGGAGUGGUUCCAAUGAAUGUCAGCUGUAGCAGAACUGACUUCCAGAUCCAGAUCGCACAGCAGGUCCUUCCCAAGCUGGAUCGCCACAGUGUUUACCUGGGGAACCCCUCCUGUGCAGCCCUGACUGUUGCCUCCACUUACAAGAUAAUGGCCAGGUUUGACUCCUGUGACACAGCAUCUCAGAAAAGAAGAAACACCACAGUGAUAGUGAACACCCUCUACAUUGACUUCUCUGAGGGACACCAGGAGAACAGGCAGCAGUAUGAAGUCCUGUGCGACCCCAAACGGAAGGAAGCCUCUGUGAAUAUCAUCUCGGGGGGUGACCCCAAAAGGCUGAACCAGCAGGCUGAGAACCUGGUGGAAACACAGCCAGUGGAAACAGACACCUCUGAUUCAGAUAGCUUGAAAAAACAUGACACCAGCGACAUUGUCUUUAUCAGUAUCUGUGUUCUAGCUGGCAUCCUAAUGCUGAUAGCUAUCAUAGGCUUGGUACUGCUUUAAUAAGUAGCCACCAAAGUUAGCCUUUAUUUUAAAGUGUUGCUAACAAACUUUUUAAAGGAACUCAUGAAGAUAUAAAUAGAGCCUCAGAAGUAUACCGAGCAGAACUGUUGAUCUUUUUGACAAGUGUAAAUGAUAUACAGUGACAUUUGUUAUUUCAUAAUGUGUGGAAAUGUCUUGUCAUAAAUAAUAGCUGAAUUUGGGUUUAAACCCCUUUUAUUUACACAUUAUUAUAGUUUAAUUUCAAUAAGCGAACUCUAAAAAAAAAAGCACCAGUAUAUCAUUUAGAUUUGUUGUGGAAACUAUUUUCUGUAGCCUGGUUUGAGCAAAAUGUACGUAUGUACAGUACAGUGCAAAUAAUUCCUUCAGUUAGUCCGCAUUUAAGUACAGAAAUAUACACCUGCUUGUCUAUUCAUGAAUGCAAGAUGUUUGAAAUAA
Acipenser ruthenus (sterlet) is the source of this 2052-nucleotide messenger RNA. RefSeq names its product CUB domain containing protein 2 (gene cdcp2). NCBI's taxonomy places the organism in Eukaryota, Metazoa, Chordata, Actinopteri, Acipenseriformes, Acipenseridae. The transcript is spliced from 6 exons. The record is from RefSeq and is a predicted model, not a curated record. Bases 1 to 1617 code for a protein of 538 amino acids.